UGUGUAAAGGUGAAAUUUUUACUUUGCUUACACGUUAGUGCUAGUUUUCAAAGACACAAAAAUGGCUGGAGUUGAGAACGGUCACGCAGCACUGUCAUCGGCGAUGACUGCCGUCUUUCCAGAGGCACAUACGCCGCUGUCUGCUGCUGACCCGGAGCUGCACGCGUUGAUCGAGGAUGAGAAAGCGCGUCAGUGGAAGGGGAUUGAGCUGAUUGCGUCUGAAAAUUUCACGUCGCUCCCGGUGAUGGAGGCGCUCGGGUCUUGCCUGACGAACAAAUAUUCUGAGGGACAACCCGGCGCUCGUUACUAUGGUGGCAAUGAAAACAUUGAUAAAAUUGAGCUGCUGUGCAAGAAGCGCGCCCUUGAGGCCUUUGGCCUGUCGCCCGAGGAGUGGGGCGUCAACGUGCAGCCUUACUCCGGCAGCCCCGCCAACUUCGCCGUAUACACGGCGCUGCUGCAGCCGCACGACCGUAUCAUGGGUCUGGACCUGCCCAGUGGCGGGCACCUCACGCACGGGUACUACACCCAGGGCAAGAAGAUCAGCGCCACAUCCAUCUUCUUCGAGUCACUGCCCUACAAGCUCAACCCCCAGACCGGCCUGGUGGAUAUGGACAAGCUGGAGGAGAAGGCGACGGAGUACCGGCCAAAGAUCAUUAUCUGCGGCGCGUCCGCCUACCCGCGCGACUGGGACUACAAGCGCUUCCGUGAGGUGGCGGAUAAGGUCGGCGCACUGCUGAUGGUGGACAUGGCGCACAUCAGCGGUCUGGUUGCCUCCGGCACGCUUGCGUCGCCCUUCGAGUUCGCCGACAUCGUGACCACCACGACGCACAAGUCCCUGCGCGGGCCGCGGGCCGGCAUGAUCUUCUUCCGCCGGGGUCCCAAGCCGGCUGCUCGCCUGCUUAAGGGCGAGACGGAGGGCGCCCUGUACGAGUUCGAGGACAAGAUCAACUUCGCGGUGUUCCCCUCGCUCCAAGGCGGGCCGCACAACCACCAGAUCGGCGCCCUGGCGGUGGCGCUCAAGUACGUGGCCACACAGGAGUUCAAGCAGUACUCAACACAGGUGGUGGCCAACUGCCGGUCCAUGGCCAGCACGCUGCUCAAGCGCGGCUACAAGCUCGUGACGGACGGCACCGACAACCACCUCAUCCUCUGGGACCUGCGUCCCGAGGGUGUCACCGGCUCCAAGAUGGAGAAGGCAUGCGACCUGUGCCACAUCACACUCAACAAGAACGCGGUGGUGGGCGACCUGUCGGCCAUGAACCCCGGCGGUGUGCGCAUUGGCACGCCUGCCAUGACGUCCCGCGGUCUGAAGGAGGAGGACUUCGUGCAAGUGGCCGAGUUCCUCCACGAGGUGCUCGAGGUGUGCAAGCAGGUGCAGGCGGUCACGGGCAAGGCGCUUAAGGACUUUGUGAAGGGCCUGGAGGGCCACCCAGCCAUUGCCGACAUCCGCUCGCGAGUGGAGGCCUGGUCCAGCCGCUUCCCCAUGCCGGGCUUUGUGGCCCCUGGCGCGCCGGGCUCGAACUAAGGCGGCGAAGGCAGGGUGGCGGCGGCUGCGUGGCGGAGUGCAAGUGGGUUGUCCUGCGGCCCGACCUGCAAGCAGAAGAGAAUGCUUUCCUGUCUACAUGGCUAAUGGACAACGAUGGCGCAAUUGGGCAAGCAGGCGGUUGGCACGGCACGGCGUGCUGGCUACCGGUGGAUUGUGCUCGGAUUGCACAGCAGCGGCGGCGGAGGCGACACAGUGAGGCUUGGCAUAAGGGCAAUUCCAUUACUUGAGAAGUUGAGAUCAGUCCGGGAUGGCUUGGCGCACAGUUUGCACGCUGAAAAGGAGCUGUCGGCUGUGGCCCGCGGGUGUUAUGUUUGGUGUGCGAGGCUUCAUUGCUUGCUCUCGGUUAUUGGGUUUUGUGCCCUUCUUAUCGUGUCGGCGUAGUAGGACGUCUGGCGUGAAGGCCAGCGGUUCCCGGCAUUGCAGUGUUCAGGAGGUUUGGAUGUAGUAGGUCGGAUGCAUUCCGUGCUCCGGGCGCUUUUUGCGCUCUGGAUGCAUUUGGGCCGUGCAUGUGGUUUAGGCAGUGGGUGGUUGCGUGCUGCAAUGUCGCAGGCUGCUUUGUACAUAUGUUUGAAUUGGCUGUUGGCGUGCGCGCGUAAUGCCCAACGGAAUUGAGCGUUACUGUGCCGUCGGCUUCAUCAGUUGAUUCGCGUGGGCAUUCCAUGGACUCUUUUUGCGCUAUUAUGCUUGCUUGCUCUUCUUGAAUCGAUUGCGCGUCUGGUAACACUUGCUCCCAUUCAUGUACUGCCUUGGUAUGUUGUGCCGGGCAAGUUGACCAACUACUCAUCAUAAUGCCCAUGACAGACAAAAACACAAAACACGUCAAACGACUGUUUCUCGUGGGUCUGUGACCGUGCGUACGGAACGUUGACGUGCGUUAGCCGCUAGGUAUCCCACGCUCUGCACUUUCUGUGUGGGAUGCUGCUGAAACAAUACGAGCCGUAGCAGGGCGGUUACUGUGGUCUGUUGUGCCCUCUACCGUCCUGCAUUAGUAAUUGCCGCCUUGAUCUGCGUCCUGGUGCAGCGUUAAGUGGAGAGCUAGGAUACCGUAUGGGGCC
Molecule: messenger RNA, 2601 nt
Organism: Astrephomene gubernaculifera
Lineage: Eukaryota; Viridiplantae; Chlorophyta; Chlorophyceae; Chlamydomonadales; Astrephomenaceae
Source: the annotation of a GenBank genome assembly